Messenger RNA from Clunio marinus, 4657 nucleotides. Lineage: Eukaryota; Metazoa; Arthropoda; Insecta; Diptera; Chironomidae. The record is from the annotation of a GenBank genome assembly.
CAAAUUGUCUACAAGUAGAUCUUGCGCUUUAAACGUAUGAAACAAAAAAACUUUAAAAAACAUUAAUAAAGAUGGAUUCAUCCGAUAAUUCACAACAAAAAUAUUGUGACGAAGAAAUUCAAACGAUACAUGUUGAAGUUAUCAAACUCUUGAAAGAGUCGUCAAUUGUCUUAAAUGAAUUUCUGUCAAAUCUGUAUGAAUUUCUUAGUGAUUUGAGUAACAUUGGAAAUGAAAUCGCUGUUAGUAAUAAGGCUGAUAAAAAAUGUUGUGACGUAGCUUUAGAUUUGACUAAAAAAUCCACAGGUUAUAUUGAGCAUCUUAACAGUGAAAUUCCGAUUCUUCUACGAACGAUUAAAGCAAGUGAUAAAAGAAUAAAAAAAUACAAAGCUGACGUAAUAUCUGCGACUAAGGAACUGGAUUCAUUGAAAAGAAAACUUGAUGAACAUGACAUGAAAUUGAAGCAUAUGACUGAUGAAUUAUCAAUGCAAGUUACAUUUACAUCACAAAUGGGUGCAAUCUUAGGUUCGAUGUUGUGGAGAGUAUCAAAAAAUGAAGAUUCGAUCGACACUUUUAUCAAGACGAAUACAAUUUAUGAAUUCCUUUUAAUGACCAACGUAACAAUGAAUUCUUUUAUGGCAACUUAUAAGAAUGAAAUGCCAUUGCCUGAAUCAUAUGAAUUCAAAUUUCUCAUGUCGCUUAUUGGAAUUACCAUCAACAUAUCAGCUCAUAGAAAUGGAAGAAAUUGCAUAUUGAACAAAGAUGCUGGUUUGACACUUUUCCACAAUAUUUUUGAAAAUCUGUCACGAAUACAAAUGCCUGCUGGUCAACUGCUGAAAAGAAUGUCUCUAAUGUGCAUCUAUAAUUUGAGUAUUUGCACCCAAGGAGCCAGAAUGAUUAAUGAAUAUAAAAAUGGAAUUGAAAUUAUUAUCAGUUGCCUUUCUCUUGAAAACACUUCAGAAAUUCAAGCUUUAACUUUAAGUCUGCUCAUUGCUUUGCUUGACGAAGUUCCAUCUCGUAAUUUCUUACAACAAAUUCUGAAACUGACAUCUUCGGAAUGUUUCCAAUCAUUGUCAUCAAUAAAUGACGACACUGUGAGCAUUGCGUGCAAUAAGUUGAAAACGAAAGUUCAUCAAAUGAAGCAAAACGUCGAUAAUUGCCUUUCUUUUGAAAACACUUCAGAAAUUCAAGCUUUAACUUUAAGUCUGCUCAUUGCUUUGCUUGACGAAGUUCCAUCUCGUAAUUUCUUACAACAAAUUCUGAAACUGACAUCUUCGGAAUGUUUCCAAUCAUUGUCAUCAAUAAAUGACGACACUGUGAGCAUUGCGUGCAAUAAGUUGAAAACGAAAGUUCAUCAAAUGAAGCAAAACGUCGAUAAUGUAAAAUAUCAUUUGAAAGUUUUUGGUUUCAUGCUUGGGUUGUCAGCACUGAUCGGAAUAUAUUUCGGAUUUAUAUCAAAGAAAAAACAAGACAACACAGUUGAAUAUCUGCUUGGUGGAAAAACUAUGAGUUUCCUACCAGUAGCUGCAUCUCUGAUAGCAAGUCACAUAUCGGGUGCAACAUUUCUUGCAGUUCCAGCUGAAGUUUAUAGUUUUGGAUCAGAAUACGCACUUUCGGGUAUUUCCACGGUUUUGUUAGGAGUUGUCGUAUAUUACAUUUAUUUGCCAGUUUUUUAUGACCUUCAACUAACAUCAUCAUUCAAAUAUCUCGAGAUAAGAUUCAGCAGAAAAAUUCGCUUGUUCGUUAGCUUUAUUUACAUUACAGCUGACAUAAUGUUUAUGCCAGUCGUGAUAUAUGUACCAGCACUUGCCUUUGCCCAAGUUUCGGGAAUUAGUCUUCACGUCAUUGCAUGCGUCACAAGCAUUUUCUGUAUUUUCUACACAACCGUUGGAGGUCUGAAAGCUGUCGUUUGGACUGACACUUUACAGUUUGUAUUAAUGGUUGGUGGAUUGAUUUGUGUCACUGUCUUGGGGCUAAUGUCGACAGGAGGAAUUCAAAAUGUUCUGAAAACAUCAGACGAUGGUGGCAGAUUGAUCUUGUUCAAUUUAAACCCUUCACCAUUUGUUCGCACUUCAUUUUGGACUUAUACUAUCGGAUUAACUCUUUCGUGGAUUUCAAAGCAUGGAAUUAGUCAAUCAGUCAUUCAAAGACUUUUAUCUGUUCCAAAUAUUGAAACAGCAAGAAAAUCUGUUUGGGUUUUUGUGUUAGGCUUGACUAGUAUAAAAUUGAUCGCAUGUUUUGGUGGUUUAAUAAUUUACACGAAAUUUCAAAGUUGCGAUCCUGUGAAAUCUGGUGGAAUACAAAAAAUUGAUCAAAUUCUGCCUUAUUUCGUUAUGGAUGUAGCUUCAAAAGUUCCUGGACUGCCAGGACUUUUUAUUGCUGGAAUUUUCUCAGCUGCACUUUCGUCAAUGUCAUCAAGUCUGAACACAGUUUCAGGGACGAUUUAUGAAGAUUUUAUAAGACAUAAUUUCCCAAACAACACAGAGAAGACAGCAAGUAACAUAAUGAAAGUUCUAGUUGUUCUUUUGGGAAUUUUAACACUUUCACUUGUUUUUGUUGUUGAACAUAUGGGACAAAUUUUCAGACUUAAUUAUGUCAUUAUUGGUUUAUUUGCUGGCACUCAUUUGGGCAUCUUUACAAUAGGAAUGUUUUCGAAAUCAGCAAAUACAAAAGGGAUCAUUUGUGGUGCAAUUGGAACACUUUUGGUUAUUGGUACGAUUAUUGUUGGCUCUCAAUCAUUACCAAAGGAACCUCCACUGCCGGUUCGUGUUGAUGGUUGCACAAAUUCUUUUAAUGUUUCUUUACUUACUGAUAACUCUGUCAAAGUAUCGACUGAAGACAUUCCAUUGAUCUUCCGAUUAAGUUUCAUGUACUACAGCUUUUUAGGCUUAAUUUUAAUGUUUCUCAUUUCACUACCAGUUAGUUGGAUGACUGGAGGUUGUGAAGAAUUUGAUGAACGUCUUCUUACACCUUUCAUGAGAAGUAAGAAUUGGAAAAUUGAAAAUGAGAAAGAAAAAAAUAAGAAAGAAAUUUUAUAUGAUAAUUUGAAUUUGAAGGAAUUUAACUCCAUCAACAUUCAUAGUAAAAGCGACAUUACUUUUAUUCGUUGGAGUCACUUGCACGUAACCCUUGGAGGUGAAUCAACCAAAAUGGGAAAAAUCCGAGUUUUCGUUAUUGGAUGUGGAAUGACAAAGUUUGAAAAGCCUGGAAGAAGACAAGACUUUGAUUAUCCUGAUAUGGCGAAGGAAGCCGUAACAAAGGCACUUGCUGACGCUAAGAUUAGCUACAAAGAAGUUAAGCAAGCUGUUGUCGGAUAUGUUUAUGGCGAUUCAACUUCAGGUCAACGUGCAUUGUAUGAAGUCGGAAUGAGCGGCAUUCCAAUCUACAACGUUAACAACAAUUGUUCAACUGGAUCAUCUGCAUUAUUCCUUGCGAAACAAUUGAUUGAGAAUGGACAAAACGAUUGCAUUAUGGCUCUCGGUUUUGAGAAAAUGGAACGUGGAUCAUUGAGUCAAAAAUUCACUGACCGUACAAGUCCAAUGGAUAAACAUUUCCAAGUAAUGUCGGAGACAGUUGGAUUUGGAAGUGCACCACCAACACCUCAAAUGUUUGGCAAUGCUGGUGAAGAACAUAUGAGACUUUAUGGAUCGAAGCCCGAACAUUUUGCUAAGAUUGCAUACAAGAAUCAUAAGCAUUCUGUUAACAAUCCAUACUCGCAAUUCCAAGAAGAGUACACAUUUGAGCAGAUUCAGAAGUCGCCAGUUAUCUACAAACUUCUCACCAAGCUUCAAUGUUGUCCAACAUCUGAUGGUUCGGCAUGUUGCAUUGUUGCCAGUGAAGAGUUUGUUCGUCGACAUGGACUUGAAGCUCAAGCAGUUGAAAUUGUUGGAAUGGAAAUGUCGACUGACUUUGCAACAACAUUCAGCAGCAAAAGCAGCAUCAAACUUGUUGGCUAUGACAUGACCAGAGAUGCCACAAGAAAAAUGUUUGAGAAGACAAAUUACAAGCCACAAGAUGUUGAUGUUGUUGAACUUCAUGAUUGUUUCUCAGCAAACGAAAUGAUUUCUUAUGAAGCUUUAGGAUUGUGCCCAGAAGGAAAGGGUCACGAAAUGGUUGAACGUAACGAUAACACUUACGGUGGAAAGUAUGUUGUCAACCCAAGCGGUGGUCUCACUUCCAAAGGACAUCCACUUGGAGCAACUGGUCUUGCACAGUGUUCAGAAUUGUGUUGGCAAUUAAGAGGUGAAGCUGGAAAACGUCAAGUUCAAGGCGCUAAAUUAGCUCUUCAACAUAAUGUCGGAUUAGGAGGAGCUGUUGUUGUUGGCUUGUACAGAUUGGGCUUCCCAGGAACUCGCAAUCCCUCAGCAAAAUUGUAAAAUUUCAAAGAUUUCAUUGAUAUUUUUUUAACCAUCAAAUUUAUCCGGUAUUGGGAUUUAAUUUUAUCUUUUUGUAUGAAAUUUUAUCAUUUGAAAAUGUUUCUAUAUAAAAAUGUGUUGCUUUGUUAGGAAAUUUUGAUGUUGAUUGUUGACUGAAUCCUCAAUUUAUUGACAAACAGAAGUUGAAUAGAUUUUUAUUCUGACAGCAAUCUGACAGCUUUUUAUUAAAGGAUUAGAUUUGACAGAAGAUUAAAACGGAAUCCUAAUCUCGAUACUAAUCCCGA